Haliotis rufescens (red abalone) is the source of this 748-nucleotide messenger RNA. RefSeq lists its product as uncharacterized. The transcript is spliced from 5 exons. Bases 153 to 635 code for a protein of 160 amino acids. NCBI's taxonomy places the organism in Eukaryota, Metazoa, Mollusca, Gastropoda, Lepetellida, Haliotidae. Gene Ontology annotation, molecular function: calcium ion binding. The record is from RefSeq and is a predicted model, not a curated record.
ACAUCACACAUAGCGGGAUGAGGAACACAUGUGGCGCUGUGUAAUGGGUUUUCACACAAACCUCCGCUCACGACUUUAACACCCCGAGUAUUUAAAAGUCCAAAGUAUUAUCAAACAAUGCUCAGAGCCAGACAUCCCGAUAAAGUGUGAGAAUGAAGCUGGUGUUUCUUCUAUGUUUGACCGCUGUCCUGGUCGCCAUGGGAACGGAUGGAUGGGGACGCAGACGCUGGGGCAUACGGGUCCGAGUUCCCCGCUUCCGAGUUCCCCGCUUCCGAGUUCCGCGCUUCCGGGUUCGGCGCUUCCGGAUUCCUCUCCGGACACUGAAACCGUUCAUCAAGCCAGUCUUGGGUACCGUGGCUAAAACAUAUUUCAGACCAUAUCACACUGGAAUAAAGGUUGGAUGUGGUCUUUACAGAAAGUUUACUGGGCGUGAGGUUCAGACUUUGGACGCCAACACGGAUGGGUUAGUGGAUAGGUCCGAGGCCGCGAGUUAUUUCGGCGUGGACCACAACGACGCCCAACUUGAUCACUUCAUGAACAUGGCGGAUGCGAAACGUGAUGGCACCGUGGAUCUGGACGAGUUCUUUGAUGCGGCGCUGGCGUUCGAGGACCCAACUCCGGAAGCUGCCCCGUGAUCGACUGACUGAAUCCAGAACGAGGCUGCAGAAUGUCCACCUGUACAAAGACCCCCUUCUCCUCUUGUUGUUAUUGGCGUUAUGUGUGCAUUGAAUAAACUUUCACUGUUACA